AUGCCUGCGUCUGUCAAAAAAGGCGCUCCAGCCCAGCCGCCCUCGGCUGUCACGUCCCUUCAUGAUGCGCCAUCUAAACCGUCAUCACCAUCGCGCGGGCUGCGGUUCUGGCUCAUUAUCCUUUCCGGAUGUCUGGUGGACUCCUGCACCGCCCUGGACAGCACCAUCAUUGCGACUGCUCUUCCCAAGAUCACUACCAAACUUCAUGGCGAGCAGCAGUACGUCUGGUUGGCCAACACCUACGUGUUUUCUUGCACCGCAGUCAUGCCAUUCGUGGGCCAGACAUCCAAUAUCUUCGGUCGCCGGGUGCCGAUGAUCAUCUCAGUCAUACUGUUCUCCCUUGGAAACGCCAUCGCUGGGGCCUCUGUCAAUGCUCCCAUGCUGAUAGCUGGUAGAGUCGUCAGUGGCCUCGGCGGUGGUGGCGUAUUCGUCCUGCAGGACUUGAUCAUCUGUGAUCUGGUGCCUGUGCGGGAGCGAGCCAUGUUCCUUGGGAUUCGUAUCGCUAUUGCAACCGUCUUUACUAUCCUUGGCCCCAUCCUCGGCGGAGUCCUCGCGCAGCGAUCAUGGCGGUGGGUGUUCUUCAUUAACCUACCUUUUGCCGGCGUCGCCCUCCUGAUUAUGGUCCCGUUCCUGCGUCUCAAAUAUAAGCGAGAACCAUCGUGGAAGAAAGCUGUCGCUCGCAUCGAUUUCCUGGGCAACUUCAUAUUCGUUUGCGCCAUCUGUGCUGUCCUAUUGGGGUUGAUCAUGGGCGGAACACAGUACGCUUGGUCUUCAUGGCACAUAAUCGUACCGCUCGUGGUAGGAUUCGCUGGCUGGAUUGCCUUUCACUUCCAUCAGGCCUCGCCCAUUUGCAAGGAGCCCAGCAUGCCUCCGUUACUGUUCAAAAACCGGACGUCGGUCACCUGUUUGGUUUUGACCUUCAUUUCCAACAGUCUGAUGCAGUGGAUCGUGUUCUUCCUACCUGUCUACUUCCAGUCACUCAAAGGAGCGAGUCCCCUAAAAUCUGGCGUCGACGUACUUCCCUUCAGCGUCCUCUUCGUUCCUUUAGCAAUCCUAACUGGAGGACUCAUAGCCAAAUACGGAAAAUAUAAACCGAUACACCUCAUCGGGUUCGGAUUCGCAUCAGUCGGAUGCGGCCUCCUCUCUAUCCUUGAUGGCGGCUCCCCUAAAGUUCAAUGGAUCUGGUUCCAACUCUUAAUCGCAAUUGGCGUCGGCUUUACUAUGGUUAGUAUACUGCCCGUCAUGCAGGCUUCCUUGCCGGAGUCGUACGUCGCUACUGCUACAAGCACCUUUGCUUUUGUACGUAAUUUCGGCUUCGUAUGGGGAGUCACGAUUCCAGCCGUCAUAUUCAACGCCAGAGUCAAUCGAAAUCUUCACUGGAUCGACGAUGACACCACUCGAGCUCGCCUGAGUAAUGGAGGUGCGUACGGAUACGCAGGCACGGGAGAGAUCAACCGCCUCGAAUCCAAUGUAAAGGCCCAGGUCCACGAUGUUUAUGCUUCAGCUAUGGAAACAAUGUGGCAAGCAGCCGCGGCGAUGGCAGCGGUCGCAUUCUUUUUAGUGUUCCUAGAGCAAGAUAUCGAGCUAAGAAUGGAUAUGGAAACCGAGUUUGGGAUGGAAGAUGAGAAAAAGGUCCAGGAAACGUCGCUUCCCAAAUGA
Messenger RNA from Trematosphaeria pertusa, 1659 nucleotides. RefSeq names its product putative macrolide phosphotransferase k. The record is from RefSeq and is a predicted model, not a curated record. Lineage: Eukaryota; Fungi; Ascomycota; Dothideomycetes; Pleosporales; Trematosphaeriaceae. Gene Ontology annotation, biological process: transmembrane transport. The transcript has a single exon. Bases 1 to 1659 code for a protein of 552 amino acids. Gene Ontology annotation, molecular function: transmembrane transporter activity.